AUGGCCCGCACCAAGCAGACCGCCCGUAAGUCCACUGGUGGCAAGGCCCCCCGCAAGCAGCUCGCUUCCAAGGCUGCCCGCAAGAGCGCUCCCUCCACCGGAGGUGUCAAGAAGCCUCACCGUUAUAAGCCUGGUACCGUCGCUCUCCGUGAGAUUCGACGAUACCAGAAGUCGACUGAGCUCCUGAUCCGCAAGCUCCCCUUCCAGCGUCUGGUUCGUGAGAUUGCCCAGGACUUCAAGAGCGAUCUCCGCUUCCAGUCUUCUGCCAUCGGCGCCCUCCAGGAGUCCGUCGAGUCUUACCUCGUCUCCCUCUUCGAGGACACCAACUUGUGCGCCAUCCACGCCAAGCGUGUCACCAUCCAGAGCAAGGACAUCCAGCUCGCCCGCCGCCUCCGCGGUGAGCGCAACUAA
Molecule: messenger RNA, 411 nt
Organism: Trichoderma aggressivum f. europaeum
Lineage: Eukaryota; Fungi; Ascomycota; Sordariomycetes; Hypocreales; Hypocreaceae
Exons: 2
Coding region: 1-411 (136 amino acids)
Biological process (GO): rRNA transcription
Cellular component (GO): nucleus; nucleosome
Molecular function (GO): protein heterodimerization activity; structural constituent of chromatin; DNA binding
Source: RefSeq, a predicted model, not a curated record